This is a messenger RNA of Pleuronectes platessa (European plaice), 12040 nucleotides long. RefSeq names its product AF4/FMR2 family, member 2 (gene aff2). The record is from RefSeq and is a predicted model, not a curated record. The transcript has 26 exons. Gene Ontology annotation, biological process: regulation of RNA splicing. Gene Ontology annotation, molecular function: G-quadruplex RNA binding. NCBI's taxonomy places the organism in Eukaryota, Metazoa, Chordata, Actinopteri, Pleuronectiformes, Pleuronectidae. Bases 180 to 4916 code for a protein of 1578 amino acids. Gene Ontology annotation, cellular component: nuclear speck; nucleus.
GUCUACGCUCCCUCUCUGUGUGUGUGUGUCUCUCUCUCUCUCCCUCCCUCUCUCACACACACGCAAACGCACAGAAGACACUCAGUAUCAGUAGCUCAUGUAGAACCACGUAGCAGCAGCUUUGGAUUUUAAACCAGAAAACACCAGCAGCGGACACAGGAGCAGAACCAGGAGCGGGCAUGGAUCUGUUUGAAUUCGACUUUUUCAGGGACUGGGAGCUUGAACAACCAUGUCAUCUGGAGUCAGAGCGCAGCGUCCUGAAGAGGAGAGAGUGGGAGAGGAGGAAUCAGGAGGUCCAACAGGAUGAAGACCUGUUCUCAACUGGAUUCAACCUGUUUGGAGAACCUUAUAAAACUAACAAAGGUGAUGCAUUGGCCAGCCGCGUCCAGAACACGCUGGGCUCCUACGAAGAAAUGAAAGACCUGUUAACCAGCCAUUCCAACCAGAGCCACUUGGUGGGUAUCCCCAAAAACAGCAGUAUGAACAACAACCUGCAAACCCCGACCACUUCAGCGACAGAAAGACCCACCAUGGACUCUCAGCUUUUCAAUGAAACUUUAAGAGGAGGAGUAGGUGGUGGAGGAGGAGGAGGAGUAGAGGCUGGUGGGGAUAAAAGGAUGGGGAACUCAACUUCUUCAUCUUUAACCUCCAUGCAACCUCCUGCUACGACCACGUCAUCAUCAAGCACAUCAACAAACCCACAUCAGAAUUCAAAGAAGUCCCGAAACUCCAUGGACUGGUCUAGGGGAGGCCACGGACAGAGCUCCCAAGGAACAGGCCUUGUUUUGGGGUUAGGACAUAGUGGCCAGGGUCAGGCUACAGGAUCCACCGGUGGCAGAGGAAAAAUAUCUUUAUUAGAAGAACAACAAAUGCAAAGACACGAAGAACUGUUCAGCUCACUAAAAGAUGAACUAGGUCUGAAAGGGGAUUCAAGCCCUUGUUCUUCCUCAUCGUCUUCUUCAUCCUCUUCAUCUUCUUCGAGAAGGCACUCUUCCCACCCAGCCAAAGCCCUUCCUCUCCCAGAUGGUGGCAAUUUUCGAUCUUCCACCAUGGACGGUGGCCACUUUAAGUCUUCCACUAACACAGAAGCCGGGGGACAUUUUAAAUCCUCCCCAUUUGAAAAUGAAACAGGUUCUCACUUCUCGAUGUCCUCGUCCCCGCUGGCUUCCACAUCGGUUGUGACGACCCCCACUCCUGGUCUGACCACUCCCACAUCCGGACUAACUACCCCCACCUUCCCUCCUGGUAGCCUAUCAGGGAAGCCGGUCGCAGUUCAGCAGAAGCCCACAGCGUACGUUCGACCAAUGGACGGCCAGGACCAGGCGCCUAGUGACUCUCCCCAGCUUAAACCCCCUCUAGUGGCCACGGAAGGAUUUAACAGCAGUCAGGCUUACGGAGGAAACUCUGGAAAUGUGAAGAGUAAACUGCCAAAACUGACUCUGAGCCACACAGGGGAGGUCAGCCUUCCAAAUGACUCCAGCUGUGUUGAAGAGAUUUUGCGGGAGAUGACACAUUCCUGGCCUCCUCCUCUCACAGCCAUACACACUCCUGGGAAGGCUGAUCAGACAAAGUUCCCGAUCCCAAACAAGGAGCCACAGCAUGUGACCUCAGGCUACAACACCCAGAAGCGAUGUAGUGUAUCAGCUAACAAGCCUGCUGCUAAACCACCAACUGCACCACAGAAGUCGAUGCUGGAGGAUGACCUGAAGAUCAGCAGCGACGAGGAAGAGGCCGAACAACAGGUGUCUGACAAGCCCAAAGCCAGAGGCACAGCCCUGAGUGGUGCCUCAGGAAACAGCAGCAGUGAAUCAGAGAGCAGCUCGGAGUCGGACACAGACGAAUCAGGGAGCAGCUCCAGUGACAGCGAAUACAACCGGGCCUCACGCACACACACACCAGAGCCCGAGCCCCCGUCCACCAACAAGUGGCAGCUGGACAGCUGGUUGAACAAAGUCCAAGCUCAAACCAAACCUCUGGCUCCCCCUCAGCCAGAACAUCAUGGCACAGGCUCCGUCAACCAGGGUCCAGGGGGUGAAGCACCAGGAGUGGGUACAGCUGCAAAGGCCAAGCCCUGUGGAUCCAUCAGCACCCCGGUUCAAGCUGCACCAACAGUGGAGCACAAGGAUACGAGAGGAGCCUUCUGCCCGGGCAGAGAGAAGGCCAAGGCCAAGCUCAGCCAGAAGGCCUCAGGAGAGGGCCAGAGGUCCAAGAUGAGGCUGUCACCGGCCCUGCUGUCUGGACCAGAGGUCACGACCCCGAGGAGGAACACCACAGGAAAAAAACAGCCCCGACGGACAGAGAGGUCAAACAGUGCAGAGGAUAAUCAGAGCCAGACAUGGAGCAGAGCAAACCAGCACAGCAGCCCUGCAGCGAGAGAGAAGGACCUGUUGCCGUCCCCCUCCCUGGAGAACCAGAACCCCCCAAGGCCGCGCGGCAAACCCCCCAGUGGGAAAACUGCCCCCAGGAAAGAGCCUCGCGGUGGUGCCAACUCCAACAACAACACAGUGACUCCACCAGCAGUGCCACAGCAAACACCUGUGCCAAUACCUGCCGUCAGUGUAAACCAGGAUAAGAGGAAACACCGAGGGCCCAGCACCAAAAUCACACCCAAGUCCCGGGAAUUUAUCGAAACAGAUUCCUCCUCCUCCUCCUCAGAAUGCCAUUCAGAAUCGGAGGAAGCCCUGAAAGCCCCCGCUCUGCCGCAGACCACACGCCCUGCCAUUAACACGCAGACUCUGUCCAGCACGCACAUGCACACGCCUCUCCUCCCAUGCCUUGGCCCUGCCAACAGUUUGAUGAGUCUGGGGACAUUUGGAGGGAAAGGGCUGCGAGUCAAAGACAGUAGCAAUGUGACCACUAAUGGUAGCAGCAGUAGUAAUAGUAGCAUCAGCAGUGGAAACAAUGGCAGCAGUAAUAGCUGUAACUCGCUAAGCAUUAGCAACAUAAGUGGUUCCUUUGGUCCUUCUGUUCCUGAUCCUGGAGGGUUAGGAGGACAGUGUAAGGACCUGGAGUCCAUGUCACCACCUUCCAACACGGGGCACGAGGUGCCACUGUCCCCCCUUAGGGAGUACCAGGAGAUCCAGAGUUUAUGGGUGAAAAUCGAGCUAGGUUUGCUCAGCAGGGUGCCCGGCGGCCAGGGCUCGGGGGAAAGACCCCGGGUGGGACUCAAAGAAAGGGACGUGAGUCAGGGGAGGGACAGGGACAGGCAGGGGGAGAGGACAGGUGUGCCAGAGAGAGAGAGACAGAAGCAGGAAGAAAGAGAGUGGCCAGGCCUGAGAGAAAGACAGAGGGUAACUAAAGGGGAGAGACAGGAGGACGAAAGUGAGCGAUUGGCGCAGGACAGAGAGAGGCAAGGUGACAAAGACAGAUUAACAGAGAGAGAGAGGCAGACGGAUAGAGAGGACAGAGAAAGAUUAGGGCUGGGGGAGAGGGAAAGGACGACUGCGAGGGACAGAGAGAAGGCAUGCCUGGGUCUGGGGGUCCUGGACAACCCCCCUGUGCAAGAGCAGAGUAAUCCCCGGCUGGCUGGGAGGACAGAGAGAGGAGAGAACGAAGGUAAACACAGGAGACAAGCAGUUGGGAGCACGAUGGUCCCAGCAGAGAAACACAGCAGCAAGAACAAAAGGAAACACAAGUCUGACCACACUGAGUCAUCAGUCAACGGAAACAAGAAGCUGCGACUGGACAAAGACUGUCAGCUCCUCCCACCCUGCAUCUCUCCAAUACACAACCACAAGAACAGCUCGACAGAAAUUUCUCUGAACAGGAAGCAGUCUCGGCGGCGCAACGAGAAGCUGCUUCCUCCCCUCCUGUCGCCCCUCUCGGACGAUCCCCCACGUAAACGAACCUGCGACAGCAGUUCCUCUCUCAGCCAGGAGGUCGGCGCCUCGGGGAUUCUGCCCUGCUCCACGACAUCCACCUCCUCCUCCUCCUCCUCCUCAUCUCACAGGCACAGGAGAGGUGAAGGCAAGGUGUCGUCACAUACGAGAAAUGGCAGCAUUCCAAUGCCAUGUCUACAACAGGAAAUGGAUCCCCCGAGCGAGAAGCCCUGUGGAGAUGGUUACCAUGCCAACGGUCAGUCGGACUCGGAGGUGUGGUCUGAACCACUGACGGAAGCUGCAGAGCCUCGCAGGCCAAGGCUGUCGUUCAGUGACGUAGUCCACAGUGCAGACUAUUACAUGCAGGAGGCAAAGAGGCUGAAGCACAAAGCUGAUGCUCUGAUGGAUAAAUUUGGUAAAGCAGUGAACUACGCGGACGGCGCCCUCUCCUUCAUAGAGUGUGGAAAUGCUAUGGAGCGAGAUCCACUAGAGGCUAAAUCACCUUAUACCAUGUACUCGGAAACUGUGGAGCUCAUCAGGUACGCCAUGAGGUUGAAGAACUUCAGCAGCCGUUCAGCUACAGUUGCUGAGAAGAAACUCGCCGUGUUGUGUAACCGCUGUCUGUCUCUGCUGUAUCUGAGGAUGUUCCAUCUGAAGAAAGACCACGCUGUCAAGUACUCGCGGUCGCUCAUGGAGUACUUCAAGAAUUCAGCCAAGAGUUCCCACCAAGCACCUUCUCCGUGGAGGACCAAUGGAAAGGUCAAUGGGACUCCGUCUCCACUCUCACUCAGCCCGUCCCCAGCCAGCAGCGGAGGGGGAGGGGGAGGAUCUGGAAGUGCCCCAAGUUCAUUGGGCAGUGUGGCUAUUCCCCAACGGAUUCACCACAUGGCUGCCAGUCAUGUUAACAUCACCAACAACAUCCUGCGGAGCUAUGAACACUGGGAGACGGCUGACAGACUGGCCACUGAUAGCCAAGAUUUCUUCCAGGAGCUGGACACGGUCAUGGAGCCACUGAGUCAGCAGAGCAGCAUGACUGAGCUGGUCCGAUACAUCAGGCAGGGACUGCACUGGCUCCGCAUAGAGGCUCGCCUGCUGUAGACAUGCAACAGGGACUACAUUACAGAGGGGGGGGGGAAACAAGAAAAGAAAUGGGCCUACCAGAGAGAACUGGGAUAACAAGUGAGAUGAGACUCAGGACGCUGCUUCAAUUCCCACUGGGAUUCUUCAAGUGACCACGGUAAUGUAACAGCACAGACUGGGUGGAUUAAUUAGGCUGGAUUCCACCUGCAGUUUGGACUGAGCAGUAACUAGGAUCAGGAAUUUCCACUGUGGAUCACAGAAUACAAAAUGCAUCCUUUAAAAUGUUUAUUUCUGUUUUGGGAGAGAAUAAUAUAUCAGUGAAAGGAGCGUAUAUUCCUAUAGGAACAAUGAGUGUUACAGAUUCCCGUGUCCCUGAAGAGAAGAAAGAACCAGAGAGAAAAGAAAGAGGAAAAAGUGUUUUUACGACGACAGGAUCAUUUAAAAAGAUGUGCGAGAGGCUGAUGUGAUUAAAGUAAGAAAGCGGCUCAACAGGGGCUCAGCUCCUGCAGCAGUGGCCUAGAAACGCUCCCGUGACAGAGUCUACAAUUAAAGUCUCUGGCUGCAAUCGAUCCAGGUGUGAAAGUACCGGUCCAAUCUUUUAGAUAAGAACCACGCUGGUGGAGGAAAGAGGCUCAGGUUCAGCCACUAGAGCUGAAUUAAUGGAGGCUGAAGUCGGUCAUCAACUUCCUUUUCAGUCCAUCUUCAGUGUUUAGUGGCAGAUCCUCUAAAAACCUUUGGGGACUUAACUUAAUCAGACACAGGGAUACUAAAUGGCUUUGGAAGAGUGAGGUUAACAGGUUAGUCACAUUUCAGUUUUCAAGAUGAAUUCCGUAUCCAACUCAGUGUUUGAUUGGUUAACCAUCAAUUGAUCUUGUUGUGUAUUAGUUUGCGUUGUGUGUGGUGGGGUUUGUCACACCUGCACUGGUUUCAAAUGGCGUCCACGUGCACAGGCAUUUACAGGAAACCAAGCACAUCCUGGGCAAACUUUGGAAAAAAAAUGUUCGUCUACCGCCAGUAACCACAGGUGUUGACAAAUCAACCAAGACAAAAAUAUUUUUGGUUGUAAUCUGGAUUCACAAUUCUGGAUUAUUUAAUAAUUUAUUUAUUUGCCUUUGCCUAAGUAUUCAUAUUUUUAGUUAUUGUUUGAAAAUAUUUUAUAUUUAAUCUAUUUAUAAUUAUGAUACCUGAUACUGGUAGGUGGUAACUAGUAAGUACCAUACAAAACAGUUGAUAAAGAAAUAUGAAUAUCUUUUUCAGGAAAACACUGUUUUUAAACAAAAAAGGUCAAAGGUGUCAAAUGUGUCACAUAAGACAUUUUAUUUCAUAAAUGAAUAAGUCUAAAAAAUAUAUAUUUAGGAAUUUGACCAAGUUUUUGGUACGAACACAUUACAACUGCUGAGGCUUGUUACGUCGCCCCGCCCUUUAUUCUAGAUGUCUCUGUGGUUUAGGGCUGUGACACUAACAUUUUAAUACAUCUACCAGUAUGUUUAUCCAGGUGUAUGUUUAUUUAGUUUAUCCAUUAGCUAUGAAGCGACUCUUCCUGUAUCCUAUUUGACCCCGAGCCAUGGAAGCUCUCGUCUGUCAAAGCCUCUCUGUAUAAUUGAAUGGGGUUAACCUCCACCUGAAGAUGUGUGAGGCUGGAGAGAGGAUCACAGGACCUGGUCAAGCACAGUCCAGGCAGAUAAUAGCUCCGCAGAACAAGCACUCACUUCAGCCGCCUGGUUCUUCUCUCACUAGUUAUGGGCUUUUGUGAAAACUCCAACCAGCUCUUGUUCCCAUAGUAACCCACCCACUACAGUGUCAAACACUGAGGGGGAAAAACUACAAGAAUCGGAGUGAUUUGCCUCUAAUUAGAACCCCAGUCAUGUGCAAAUCAAGUAAACAGGGUGAAAAUCUCACAGCAGCUUUUCUGCCCUGAUGUUUAAAGAAGACGUUCUUAAUGAGAUCAAAUCAUCCGCCUGACGUCCUGUAGUCGUUUCCCCGCAUGUGUCGUGUUGUGUUGUUAGUGUGUAUACAUGUACAGCUGAUUGUCAGGUGUAUUUAAGUCAUUACCUGACUGGACAAUAAUGAUGUGUGUGUAUCAUAAUGUACAGACUGUGAUUCCUGAAAACAGUGUCUGUUCUUGUUUUAUAGUGUCUUGUGAAUGAUUUCAUGUGAAUGAAUGAGGACGCGAAACAAGACAAUAGGGUGUGUGCGCGUUUGUGUGUGCGUGUGUUUGUGUGUGUGUGUGUGUGUCCAUGCACAGGCUAUGGCUGCAUUUACACAGCACCAAACACAAUCAGAUUUUUAACUCUCAGUGGCACAUGAAAUCAAAAGGCGACCACAUGUUUCCAUGUGGUUUCUCUUCUGUGUUCACAUGUGCUUUAAAAUCUGGAUUUUUUUUAUUGGUCUCUGUAAAUCCAGCACAUCAAGCAUGAGUUUUUAAGUUUUGGAUCAUUUGACCAUCGCUGAAUGUGUAUGGAAGACAAUGCGGAUGUGAAAAGCAAUUUUCACUUUGACAAAAAAAAAAGAAAAGAAACUCAAGUGCCUCUAUUUGUGUCCAGUGGGAAUUGCUCUAUUUAUUUAUGAACAAAGAAUGAAUCUAAAUGAUUUUCCAUACCAUAUUGGUAUAAAUAUGAGAUUGUUUUUCGUAAAAUCAAAUGUUUCCAUAAGCUUUUUACUGGCGUUUAUGACGACACCAGGGUUUGGCUUUAAGAACAAUGUGUGGUUUAACGUGUCAAAUUUGCAUCACUUGCCGUUUUAUUUUUCUCUUGAGGAUUUGAGCAAGUAUGGGUUUGUGUUAAAUGCCUGAAGAGUUCAAACCAUCGCAUGCAAUAAACGAUAGCUUCAGACCAAGAACUACUUGUGUCCAUAUUGAAAAAGAAGAAGAAAAAAAACAGUCAGUGUAUUUCUUGUCACAUACAGUGUGAAUGUGCGACGUCACCUGAGGAUACAGUGCCGCUCUAAAUGCACAACAUGAAACAUAAGAGUCUGAAGGAGGUAACAACAUUCAAGAAUAGCAUGUAGAAUAACAGUCGGACAUUGAUUUGCUAUUUAUUUUGCUUUCUUGCAGAGUUAGAUGAGAAGACUGAUACCACUCUCAUGAGUGUGCUAAACAUGUAGCUUAGCACAAAGACUGGAAACAGGGGGAAACUGUUAGCCUUAGUUUUUUAAGAAACGAAUCAUCUCUUUAUGCAGACAAAAGAUUUUUCAUAUGUGACUGGAUAUUUUUGUAUAAAGUGUAAAAUGCCUUCAUUAUGAAAACUUUGCCCAAUAUACACACAAAGGUUUGUUUCAUCCAAAAAGGAUAAAAGCUACGAGUCUCAUCUCCGACAGAUUGUUAGGGAUAUUUAAUGGGGACAAAAUUGAGAAUAAAAUUGUUACCUGAUGAGAAUAAAUCAGAAUUUUUAUAAUAGUAAAGUUUUAAUUUUACAGGUAUAAAGUUGUAAUAUUGCAUGGAAGUAUUUGUAAUAUGAGAAAAAGGUUUUAAUCCUACAGAAGUAUCUUGUGAAGUUACACUUUAAUAUGGGUUUCACAAAUAAUGAAAUACUUUUUAGCUGAAGAUUUGGAUCCAGGAGUAGAUCUCCUAUGCUGAUUUCAAGAUCUUUUUUACUUGAAAUCUUGUAACCUUUUUCCGGUUAAAUGACUUAAUAAUGUUAUGACUUAAUUUUCAUAACAUUACAACUUUCUUAUCAAUAAUAUUAUGACUUUCUUUUAAAUUAUGACUUAAUUCUCAUAAAAUCAAAACUUUUUUAAUGAUAUUUGUUCUUGUAAUAUUGGGACAUUAUUCAGAAAAUCUCAGAUACAGCCCUAAUACGCUGUGGUUCCCAUUAACUUGUCACAUGAGACUAAGCUCUUUCUAGUUCCAUAACUAAUUUGCUUCAUAAUUAAUUUGUCAUUACAUGUAAAAAUGGCUGUGUAGAGGAAUUGCGAGCGGCUUCUGAAUUUAAUGCAUAGUCAGGAGAUGUGCUCCAGUAGCUGAAAAUCACUGAUCUGACACCAACUGCAAACACAACAAUUAUCCAAAACAACACGGGGAGGCAAGCGAUGAAUCAUGAUUAGAAAAUACAUGGCAUGUGUCCCGACCAGUCACACUACAGGUGUCAGGGAGAGCAGAUACAGUCAGCUGCGAUUACCUCCGCAUUUAGAAUUCAUCACAUUAAAGUUUAAUUAGACUUGAGCUUUUCAUCAUUUAUUUAAUCUUUGGUAAUAUCAAAGGUUAUCUAUCAGUUUUUCAAACUCAAGAUCUUCUUACCAGGUCUCUUUUGGACGAGCUAAUCCUUCCACUGCCCCCCCCCCCCCCCCCCCGUCACUUGAACGCUGUCUAACAGUAAUAUUUAGCAGUAGUGGUGCUGGUAGAAACUCUUUCCCCCUGUUUCCAGUGCCAAACUAAACGAACCAGCCACCGGCUGUAGCUUCCUAUUCAUCACACAAACAUAGGAGUAGAAAUAUUUCCACAAAUGUCAAACAGCUUCUUUGGAAUGGACUCUGAAAUAGUUCUUCAUCUGAAAGCCUGAAAAUAAAUAUGAGCUACUUUGACAAAAAUGCCUUUCAAAGUUCUAUAUUUAUUUUAAUUUGAAGUCAUAAAGCCAAAUUAGCAUUUUCCCAAUGAGCCAACGAACAAACAAACCCCACAGUGUGUUUCUGUCGGACCUCAGUCGUCGAUCCACAGUGUUGCUCGCUCAAUCCAAUGAUGUUCGAUGUUGUUUUGUUUUAUAGUGAAACAGUGAUGUUACUAUAUGGUUAUUGUUAAUUUCACACAAUGCUCCUGAUUUUUUAUUACAAGCAGCGGUAUAAUAUACAUGAUCAUACAAUGAUGUGCUGUAAAAAAAGUCUAAAGACAUUGGUGACGUCGUGGGAAACAUCCGAUCCAUUCCACCGUGUUUCAUGUCACAUGUUGAAAUCAUGCAACAGCUCAUGUAUAUGUGAUGUCAAUCUGUGGCUCUCUUCUGAAACACUAUGGAGACAGACUGCCUCAGCAUGCCCUAUUAUUCUGCUGACAUCUGAUUAAAUAUCCCAUUAGCUCCAGUUACAUUAUUAUACUUGUCAAUUGUUUAUCAAAGACGGCAGUGACAGAGUCAGCCAAACACGCUGAUUCUGACUUUUGACAGCAGAUGGUAACAAGCCGAUUAGACAUUGAUAAUCUUUCCAGUGGUGCUGAGAGUCUCUGACAUUUGUUUGUAUCUCACAAACUCUCAGGCACCUUAGGAAAUUACCCAAACUGCCUCAUAUAGUGAAUGAAUUAAAAGUAUUUAUGAGCAUAAUGGUUUUUUCUGCUUUAAUUCCUGCAAUCUGCCAGAGAGCUGCUUUUAUCUCGGGUUUCUUUUUAUUUGAUUCUCCUCAGUUGUGCAGAAAGAGAUUAUUGUUGAGAUCACCAGAAGUAGAUGGUAAUAUUCACUGUUCACUGGUUGGUUGAAGAAAAUAACUGGGAACAUUUCACGUUUCCUAACUGAUGCCUAAUUAUCCCAGUCCCCAUCCAGCUACUCUGGAGUCAAAUCAAAUGGAAUACAAUCUGUAUAUCUGGCUGAAAAAAAACGACUUCACCAGAUCCUUUCUGUAACCAACUCCCUGCAUGAGAGUUUGUUUAUUGUGUGGUGAGAUACACUCAUACAGGAAUAGACUGAGACUUUGCGAAACACAUUUCAUAUCAACACAACUGUCAUGUCUAUGCAACACAUGCAGAGCUAGAAUCUGGAGCACAUUAGCCUAGCUUAGCACAAGGGCUGGAAGCAUGAGGAAAUAAGUAGCCUGGCUCUGUCCGACACAACAUCUCCGAGGCUCACAAAGGGCCAUGCUGUGUGUUGUUUGUUUUAUCAAUACACAAACCAACUGGAAGGAAUUCCAUAUAAGUUUCUCCAAAAUUACACUAUCACUUUUACAGUGGUGUUUGUUUACCUUUUAAAUAAACAAGUGUUAUUUACUGAGCUUUAGAUGUGUUGGUAUUUGGAUUUUGGAACUAUGGAGAGAGCUACUCUAGCUGUUUCCCUCUUUUCUUAUGCUAAGCUAGGCUAAUCACCUGGAUAUUGUUUUAUACACAGAGAUUGGCUGUCAUUGAUCAUCAUAAGCAUAAACCCAAAAACAUCAAACCACUCGUUUCCUAAGACAUCAUCUGUGUUGUGGUGUAGGUGUCAACAUCACAUGCUGGGGAUACAGAAGAGAAAUCUCUAAUUAUCUGAUUAAUAGCCAACCAAUAGUGUCUCCUUUUGAUUUUAUGGUCAACAUGACACUUUCAAAGACAGAAGUUGAAUUUGAACCUUUCCACUCUACUGAGGUUACUGUGACAUAUAUUUUGUAAAUGCAAUAUUAUUCCCCUCCUGGGACCCAACAGUGUUAAAUCUCGAGAGAUUAAGAAUGACCCGAGUAAAACCAAACCACGCAGCAUUAAGUUUUAAAAGAAACUAUUGUUGAUUCUGAGCACUUUCCAUGUUUUCAGUCAUUCUGUUCGCCGCAGUGAGAUAAUGGGUUUUGUCACAGUGUAUCUUUAAAGGUGCAACAUGUAGCGGUUUAUAAACUCAGCACUUCUCCACCAUCAGUGGCUCUUAGCGCUUCAUUUUCUUAAAACUAAAAGACACCUUCCAACCUUUGUUGAUUCCUGCCACAAGUCACGUUACAAUCCCGCCUGCCUGCUCCUCUGCAGCUUGAUUUGUGCAACACAUCAGAUUUACCAGCAGACAGUGUUUUAGUGAUGAUCGACUUUGUUCAAUGUGUUUUCACAACAACAUCAAAACUCACGUGGUAUUUAUCGAUGUGAAAACAGACGGCACCUUUUAAGUGUUGAGAUCACUGUGGUGAGAUCCAUAUUAGGAGAUCCAGACGUCGGGGGUUUGAGUCUGGCUGUAACACGGUGCCUCCGUCUGACCCGGCUGACAAACCCCCGUCUGACGAUCUGAUGCACGUCACUGGCUGAGGGCAGAAGUGUAACAAUCCCCACAAAAAGUCACAUCCGAGGACACAACUGUCCUACAUGGGUUGAACUGUAUUGGAAAUGUGUUGCACAACUUCAGCUGUUUCUUCUGUUUCUAUCUGUGCUAUCUUUUGGCCUUUUAUAUGGUUCUUUUUAUAAUGAAGUUGUUCUAUGUGAUGAUCAGAAGUUGUGAUGCAGUUCCAUUGUUUUUCAAUAUUUAAUGUCUCUGAAAUAUGGAUUAAAAUCUGUUUGAACCAGU